AUGUGCAUUGCAAAGAACGAAAAUUCCGGCGAAACGCAACCAGAGCGAGUGUCUCGGUUGGAAACUGAGUUACAUGCGCAAGUGGCUCGUAAUAAAGAAUUACAACAACGGAUAAACGAUUUGGAGCGAAUAGUCAGCGAAUGUUAUGACUUAAUCCGGAAACAAAGUGCUCGAAUUCAGGUGCUCGAAAAUCAAUUGGAGCACGAAAAAAAGAAAAACUUAAGUGGCAGUGAAAAUUCAGAUGCAUCGCAAGACAAAAUAUAA
Molecule: messenger RNA, 264 nt
Organism: Adineta ricciae
Lineage: Eukaryota; Metazoa; Rotifera; Eurotatoria; Adinetida; Adinetidae
Source: the annotation of a GenBank genome assembly